AGCUUGGAACUGGGCUCCCUUCUCCGGACCCGGCAGCCGGAAAUUGUGCGGAACGCCUCACAAAUUCCGCAGAUCUACUCGUGAGACACGAUUUCCCUUUCUGCCCUUGUGCGCGUGUGUAUGAUCCCAGCGGCCGUGUUAUGAUUUCGGGCAGGAGUUACUCAAUCUCGUGCAGUUUUGGGUAAUUUUGCCAAGAAUUUGGAUCGCUGCUGUGUGAGCAGAGGUGUUGGUGAAGACGAAGUAGAGGAAGGAGAAGGUGGGUUUAUCUGCUGAAGACUGGAGUGCAGAGAAGCCUUGGCGUCAUUUCGUUGUUGCAGUUCGAGGCAGAGGAGGGAGAAGGACGUUCUUGGUUGCGAAUGGAUGGUGCACGGGUCGAGAAUGCGACCCGAUCCUGAUCACAAUGUUCAAGUAUUAAGCUUCGCAUCUUGGGGUCUCAUGAUUUUGUGAAAUCGUGGAGACAAUUGCUGAAGUUCUUUUCGUUGUUCUGUGCCGAGGGUUGCAUUGUGGGAGAAUAGUGUAAGUUUUUAUCCAAAAUGUCGAAACCGUCGGGGAUGAUAGCAGGUGUUAGCCCGGCAACCGUGACUGUGGUGCUCGGCUAUGCGAUCUGCUCCAGCUUGCUCUCCGUGAUUAACAAAUACGCUGUCACGUAUUUUCCUUAUCCUGCGCUUCUCACAGCCCUGCAAUACUUUACAUCAGUGGUUGGUGUGGUCGUGGCGGGGCGGAUCGGCGUGAUCUCGCACAACAAAUUUGUCUGGAACACGGCCAAAAAAUUCUUCCCUGCCGCCCUCGUUUUCUACCUGGCCAUCUUUGCCAACACAAAUCUUCUCAAACACGCAAACGUUGACACAUUCAUCGUGUUCCGUUCUACGACGCCGUUGCUGGUCGCCAUUGCCGACACGGUGUUCCGAAAGCAACCCUUUCCUUCCAAAUGGACAUUCGCCUCGCUCUUAGUUAUCUUUGGAGGUGCUGUGGGAUACGUUGCCACGGAUUCCCAAUUUAACGUUACCGCAUACUCCUGGGCGUUUGCAUACCUCGUGGUGAUUUGCACGGAGAUGGUCUACGUUAAGAAGAUGGUCACAGAUAUCGACCUCAACACCUGGGGUUUUGUCUUUUAUAAUAACUUAAUUUCCCUUCUGCUGUCUCCAAUCUUUUGGGUUCUCAUGGGUGAGUACAAAAUGCUUAUGGUAGGAGCACCUGCUUUCGAAAAUGGCUUUGUAAGCAUCUUUGCCGUAGGUUUGAGCUGCCUCUUCGGUGUGGCGAUCAGCUUCUUCGGAUUUUCGGCACGCAAGGCUAUCUCCGCCACAGCUUUCACGGUCACGGGUGUUGUGAACAAGCUCCUUACUGUCAUCGUCAACGUCAUGUUAUGGGACAAACAUGCUUCCAAUUUGGGGCUCGGAUCGCUCCUUAUCACCAUCGUUGGUGGUGUUCUGUACCAGCAGUCUACUACGAAGGCUCCGGCUCCGGCUCCGGCAGUUGUUGCAGCCAGUCCAAGCACUGAUACGGACGAGGAGAAAGGCUUGCUUCUCGGAGAUAGAUCUCCUGCUGAUGCGUCUGAUGAGAAGGAUGCUCCACAGAAGUAAAUUAGCUCCAACUGCUCCACUCUCGUCCACUUUUGCUACAGCUCAUUCAUUCAGAGGUUAUUGCCUCUCAUCCCCUCUAAUAGAGCUAUUACUGCACUCUUUCUCAGAUUUAUGGAUCCUUGAGUCUUCUGAGAUCGUGCGCAUCAGUUUAGAGUUUGCAUAUAUCUGCUUCCUGUUACAAGCAAUUACAAGCUUAUUCCAUUCAGAGUAGAUAAAUUGAUACCCUCGAGAUUAAGAGGGCCAUACGAUAGCAGCCAUGAACGGUUCACGACUUUUUGGCCUUAGAAUAGCCGGAAUAGAUCCGCCGCUGCUGAUUGUAAUCGUAGAGAUUAUUAGUGUUGGGAUAUAGAAGGGGUCAAGGUUCUCGUUGAUUUAUUUCGUGCAUUUGCACGCUAGUUGGUCUGGUAAGCAGAACAAGUCGUGGAAGAUGCCAUUUGUUCUACGGCAUGGUUCUGGGUUGGCCUCAGUGAAGACUGCAGCCAUUCAUGCUCCCGAGCAUCAUCUGAAGCUUUUGUAUCAAUUUUGUUGCAACUUCAAUCUCUUAUUAUCCUCCGUUAUAGUGAUAA
This is a messenger RNA of Physcomitrium patens, 2146 nucleotides long. The record is from RefSeq and is a predicted model, not a curated record. NCBI's taxonomy places the organism in Eukaryota, Viridiplantae, Streptophyta, Bryopsida, Funariales, Funariaceae.